Messenger RNA from Podarcis raffonei (Aeolian wall lizard), 3887 nucleotides. RefSeq names its product zinc finger protein 585A-like. The record is from RefSeq and is a predicted model, not a curated record. The coding region runs from base 1 to 3261 and encodes 1086 amino acids. Lineage: Eukaryota; Metazoa; Chordata; Lepidosauria; Squamata; Lacertidae. Gene Ontology annotation, molecular function: DNA-binding transcription repressor activity, RNA polymerase II-specific. Gene Ontology annotation, biological process: negative regulation of transcription by RNA polymerase II. The transcript is spliced from 7 exons.
AUGGAUGAGCAAGACUCAGCUGGGCCUGAAGCAGGAAGGCUUCGUUCCAUCCAAACUCUUAGCCAUGGAGGAAUCUGGGGAAAGUCUGUCCAAAGGAUCCUGGGUGAGGAGGGGACACUCCACUCAAAUGUGCAGAGCCAGCAACUCAGGCGGCUUUGCAACCAGGAGGCCAAAGGACCUCGAGAGGUUUGCAACCGACUCUACCACCUUUGCCGUCAGUGGCUGAAACCAGAAACCCACACGAAAGCUGAGAUGCUGGACCUGGUGAUCUUGGAGCAGUUCCUGGCUGUCCUUCCAGCAGAGAUGGAGAGCUGGGUGAGGGAAUGUGGAGCGGAGACCAGUUCCCAGGCGGUGGCCCUGGCUGAAGGUUUCCUUCUGAGUCAGACAGAGCAGCAGGGGAAGGAUCAUUUUCCAGAAAUGGGUUUGGAUUCCUCUGAGGUAGAGAGAACUCCGUUGGACUCUAGAGAGAGGCCACUGGGAGACCGAAGGAUGCCAGCAAGACCUGUUUGUCCAUCUUUUCUUGGUGGCGAAGGGCAAGCUGCCCCUGUGGAACCAGAGCAGGGUCUAGUGUGCUUUGAAGAUGUAGCUGUGCAUUUCACAGACGAGGAGUGGGCGUUGCUGGAUCCUGAUCAGAGAGCUCUGCACAAGGAAGUCACGGAGGAGAAUCGUGGGAUCUUGGACUCUCUCGCACUGCUUUAUAAUUGGGGGCUCCAUUGCUUCCUGAGGCUCCAAUCUGUUUCUCUCUCAAUUGCAGGUGGUGAUGAAUUGGAGCUGAAGAACGAGGGAGACCACGACAAAAGCCACAGAGUGGAGAAGUCAUAUCCAUAUUCAGAGUGCAGAGAGAGCUUCAGUCAGAGCACCCAGCUCACUUCCCAUCACAUACUUCAUUCCGGGGGGAAACCAUAUCACUGCUUGCAAUGUGGAAAGACUUUCACUUGGAAAACAAGUCUCACUUCCCAUCAGAAAAUUCAUACAGGUGAGAAACCCUAUCACUGCUUGGAAUGUGGAAAGAGCUUCAGGGAGAGAAACAAGCUCACUGUCCAUCAGAGAAUUCAUACAGGGGAGAAACCCUAUCAGUGCCAAGAGUGUGGAAAGAGCUUCACUCGAAAGGGCAAUUUAAAUUCCCAUCAGAGAAUUCAUAGAGGAGAAAAACCUUAUCACUGCUUGGAGUGUGGCAAGAGCUUCUUUCGAAGAAGCCAGCUCACUGUCCAUCAGAGAAUUCAUAUAGGGGGAGAACCCUAUCAGUGCCAAGAGUGUGGAAAGAGCUUCACUCAAAAGGGCAGCUUAAAUUCCCAUCAGAGAAUUCAUACAGGGGAGAAACCUUAUCACUGCUUGGAGUGUGGCAAGAGCUUCUUUCGAAGAAGCCAGCUCACUGUCCAUCAGAGAAUUCAUAUAGGGGGAGAACCCUAUCAGUGCCAAGAGUGUGGAAAGAGCUUCACUCAAAAGGGCAGCUUAAAUUCCCAUCAGAGAAUUCAUACAGGGGAGAAACCUUAUCACUGCUUGGAGUGUGGCAAGAGCUUCUUUCGAAGAAGCCAGCUCACUGUCCAUCAAACAAUUCAUACUGGAGAGACACCCUAUCAGUGCUUGGAAUGUGGAAAGAGCUUCAGUCACCAAGGCCUGCUCACUGUCCAUCAAAGAAUUCAUACAGGGGAGAAGCCAUAUCAGUGCUUGGAAUGUGGAAAGAGCUUCAGUCACCAAGGCCAGCUCAAUGUCCAUCAAACAGUUCAUACUGGGGAGACACCCUAUCAGUGCCUGGAAUGUGGAAAGAAAUUCACCCAGAGUGCCCAUCUUACAACCCAUCACAGAAUUCAUACAGGGGAGAAACCAUAUCAGUGUUUCGAAUGUGGAAAGAGCUUCAUUCAAAGAGGCCUUCUCAGUGUCCAUCAAAGAAUUCAUACAGGGGAGAAGCCCUAUCAGUGCUUGGAAUGUGGAAAGAAAUUCACCCAGAGUGCCCAUCUUACAACCCAUCACAGAAUUCAUACAGGGGAGAAACCCUAUCAGUGCUUGGAAUGUGGAAAGAGUUUCACUUGGAAAACAAGUCUCACUUCCCAUCAGAAAAUUCAUACAGGUGAGAAACCCUAUCACUGCUUGGAAUGUGGAAAGAGCUUCAGGGAGAGAAACAAGCUCACUGUCCAUCAGAGAAUUCAUACAGGUGAGAAACCCUAUCAGUGCUUGGAAUGUGGAAAGAGCUUCAGACAGAGAAACAAGCUCACUGUCCAUCAGAGAAUUCAUACAGGGGAGAAACCCUAUCAGUGCCAAGAGUGUGGAAAGAGCUUCACUCGAAAGGGCAAUUUAAAUUCCCAUCAGAGAAUUCAUAGAGGAGAAAAACCUUAUCACUGCUUGGAGUGUGGCAAGAGCUUCUUUCGAAGAAGCCAGCUCACUGUCCAUCAGAGAAUUCAUAUAGGGGGAGAACCCUAUCAGUGCCAAGAGUGUGGAAAGAGCUUCACUCAAAAGGGCAGCUUAAAUUCCCAUCAGAGAAUUCAUACAGGGGAGAAACCUUAUCACUGCUUGGAGUGUGGCAAGAGCUUCUUUCGAAGAAGCCAGCUCACUGUCCAUCAGAGAAUUCAUAUAGGGGGAGAACCCUAUCAGUGCCAAGAGUGUGGAAAGAGCUUCACUCAAAAGGGCAGCUUAAAUUCCCAUCAGAGAAUUCAUACAGGGGAGAAACCUUAUCACUGCUUGGAGUGUGGCAAGAGCUUCUUUCGAAGAAGCCAGCUCACUGUCCAUCAAACAAUUCAUACUGGAGAGACACCCUAUCAGUGCUUGGAAUGUGGAAAGAGCUUCAGUCACCAAGGCCUGCUCACUGUCCAUCAAAGAAUUCAUACAGGGGAGAAGCCAUAUCAGUGCUUGGAAUGUGGAAAGAGCUUCAGUCACCAAGGCCAGCUCAAUGUCCAUCAAACAGUUCAUACUGGGGAGACACCCUAUCAGUGCCUGGAAUGUGGAAAGAAAUUCACCCAGAGUGCCCAUCUUACAACCCAUCACAGAAUUCAUACAGGGGAGAAACCAUAUCAGUGUUUCGAAUGUGGAAAGAGCUUCAUUCAAAGAGGCCUUCUCAGUGUCCAUCAAAGAAUUCAUACAGGGGAGAAGCCCUAUCAGUGCUUGGAAUGUGGAAAGAAAUUCACCCAGAGUGCCCAUCUUACAACCCAUCACAGAAUUCAUACAGGGGAGAAACCCUAUCAGUGCUUGGAAUGUGGAAAGAGAUUUAUUGAGAAGGCCAAACUCGGGAUCCAUCAAAGAAUUCACAGCAAAAGAAAACUAUUUUAAUGCCAAGAAUGUGGGAAGAGCUUCAGUCACAGGGCCCGUCUCGCUUCCCAUCAAAGAACUCACAUUGGGGGCAAAUUAUAGUAGUGGCUGUAUACAGAUUUAAUUUUAGGAGCCCUUAGUUUGUAUGAGGUGAGAAUUGCAGUUGGGUUCUUUGCCACAUCUGGUGCCCCAUAGUAAUUCCUACAACGUACCCAAGAACUGUGAUUUGCAAGUUCUUGGCCAAGGUGUUUAAUACCAUCUUUAGAGUUUCCUUUCUCUUGGCAGAUCAAAUGAGCAGGAGACAGCAAAGGUUGCAAUUUGAAUUGGGUUGCAAAUCUGGGACAAUUAGAAUAAGAUCCACUAUUUGACUAUUGACUCAAAACCCUACAAUGUAUUUUAUAUAACGGACUUUUUAUUUUUAUUCUUUGUAUAUUGUAUUGUUGCUCUAUUGGUAUGCCCGGGGGCUGACGCGAAUAAAGAUUUAUUCAUUCAUUGAACAUUUUCGUCGCGUCAUGCCUGGGGUGAGGGAUAAGAGUGGUUUGGUGACACUGAUGAGAUGGCUGUCCAUGCUGAACUUUCCUAGGAAGGACUUGGGGUAAAAUUUGUGAUAGUUGGUUGAAUAUUAGAUAUUAUAGAUUUUGAUUCUG